AUGUCCAGUCUUAACAUUCAGCCCGUUCAAAGACGGCUGCCACCUGCUAGUAUCACACCACCUUUGGUGUUAAAGCCCGUCGCUGCAUCUCUCCCUGCCCCUCACCUCCAAGCAGAGCAAAAGGGUAAAACCGGUAAGCCUGAAGGUCAGUGAAGCCCAUCUUCUGGACAGCUCUAACCCUUGUCGCACAUUUUACGUCUGCGACAACCGGAGUGGUAGGCGUUCCUUGUUAGACACUGUUGCCGAGCUAAGUGUCAUUCCUCCCACGCCAGCUGAUCGUCGGGGCCUCAAUCCCGGUCUUUUCCUACAGGCUGUCAACACCUCGCCAAUCGCCACCUUUGGCACCUGCGCCCUCUCUCUGUACACCGGUCUCCGGUUUCUUUUCUCUUGGGUCUUCGUCGUUGCUGACAUCCCCUGUGCCAUUCUCGGUGCAGAUUUCCUCGCUGCUUUCGAUCUUCUGGUCGACUGUCGUCAGUCACGGCUACACGAUAAGACCACAAACCUCACUCGCUGGGGUGUCUCAUCCUCCACCGCUUCUCGUAAAGCCGCCGUCUUGGACCCUGAAUCCGAGAAUCCAUUUCGGCAACACCUUGUCUUAUACCCCGGUCUCACUCGUUCCAUCUUCAAAGCUUCUGUUCUACCACACGACGUUGUUCACCACGUCCGGACCAUUGGCUCUCCCGUGUUUUCUCGGCCCCGCCGUCUCGCGCCUGCACCUCUUGCUGCCGCCAAGACCGAGUUCAAGCACAUGCUUCAGAUGGGCAUCAUCCGUCAGUCUGGAAGCCUAUGGGUCUCGCCCCUCCACAUAAUGCCAAAGGCCGCCAUUAGUGAUUGGCGUCCCUGCGAUGAGUACAGGGCCCUGAACAACGUGACUGUCCCGGACCGCUACUCGGUCCCACGUCUUCAGAAUUUUUCCGGUGCCCUAUUCGGCAAAUCUGUAUUCUCGAAGAUCGAUCUGGUCCGUGCUUUCCAUCAAAUUCCCAUUGCCCAGGGGACGUUUCAAAGACGGCUGCCACCACUCCCUUUGGCCUCUUUGAGUUCCUACGCAUGCCGUUUGGCCUCCGCAACGCCUCCCAGACCUUCCAAACGUUCGCAGACAGAGUGCGUUGCGGCCUACGAUUUGUCUUCGUCCAUAUCGACGACCUUCUGGUAGAUUGCUCUACCGCCGAAGAACACAUGGAGCAUCUGGCAACGGUGUUUGAUCGCCUUCAAAAAUUUGACGUUGUUCUCAACCCGUCCAAAUGCGUCUUCGGUUUUUCCUCCCUAGAAUUUCUCGGUCAUAUGCUCGACUCCCAUGACAUCCAUUCUCUUCCCUCAAAAGUUGCGGCCAUCCGUGAUUUCCCUCCCCCCUCUCCCAAACGUCAACUGCAGCGAUUUCUGGGUAUGGUCAGUUUCUACCGCCGGUUCCUCCGCACUGUGCCGACACCAUUCUGCCGCUCACGAGCCUCGUCUCGGGUCCCAAAGGUUCGUUCGAGCUGUCUGCGGACGACCUCACUGCUUUUGGCCGGCGUCACCCUCCUGACCCAUUUUUCUCCCGCUGCUCCCAUCUCCCUCAUGGUUGACGCCUACAGUGUUGCAGUAGGCGCGGUUCUCCAACUGCACCUUGCAGGUCGCACCCAACCCUUAUCUUUCUUCUCCAGGAAGUUAUCACCUGCCGAGACGCGCUAUACCACUUUUGGACGGGAGCUCCUUGCUGUCUUCCGUGCCGUGAAACACUUCCGGCACUUCCUUCAGGGCAGGGACUUCACUGUGUUCACGGAUCAGAAGCCCCUUUCGUUCGCUCUCAAGUCCACGUCUGAUAAGCUCAACACCUGGGAAAUUCACCAACCGGACUACAUCUCACAGUUUACCCCAGACAUCCGCCACAUCGACGGGUCACGCAAUGAGGUGGCUGAUGCAUUGCCCAGGCCCUCCAUUGCACAUCUCCAACUUUCUGCCGUGAUCGACCUAGCUGAGAUGGCUGCCAAGCAACGCCGUGUUGGUUCUGCCCGUGACGGGGACGUUUCCAUACUCCAACUCCAGGACCUGCCGCUGACUAAUGCCGACUGA
This is a messenger RNA of Spirometra erinaceieuropaei, 2049 nucleotides long. NCBI's taxonomy places the organism in Eukaryota, Metazoa, Platyhelminthes, Cestoda, Diphyllobothriidea, Diphyllobothriidae. The record is from the annotation of a GenBank genome assembly.